Molecule: messenger RNA, 2860 nt
Organism: Cajanus cajan (pigeon pea)
Lineage: Eukaryota; Viridiplantae; Streptophyta; Magnoliopsida; Fabales; Fabaceae
Product: potassium channel AKT1
Biological process (GO): transmembrane transport; potassium ion transport
Cellular component (GO): membrane
Molecular function (GO): voltage-gated potassium channel activity; protein binding
Source: RefSeq, a predicted model, not a curated record
UUGGUUGCCACCAUUCUCAACAGUCAACACAAGAAAACAUUGAGAACCGCCUCCCCGAUAACAUGCCGACCCAAACUCUUUAGUAACACAAACAAAAAUGUUGCUACCUAUGUCUGUCUGCGGCCACGAAGACCUCGAACUCUCCAGAGAUGGCAGCCACUACAGUCUCUCUACCGGGAUAUUACCUUCUCUCGGCGCCCGAAGUAACCGCAGAAUCAAGCUCAACCCUUUCAUUCUCUCUCCCUAUGACCGCCGCUACAGGAUAUGGGAAACUUUCCUUGUUAUUUUGGUAGUUUACACUGCUUGGGUUUCUCCCUUUGAAUUCGGAUUCCUUAAGAAACCAGAAGCACCCCUUUCCAUUACGGAUAAUAUUGUCAAUGGAUUUUUUGCCGUGGAUAUAGUUCUAACCUUCUUUGUGGCUUACAUUGACAAAACCACUUAUUUGAUCGUGGAUGAGCCAAAACAGAUUGCUUGGAAAUAUGCAAGAACUUGGUUGGCCUUUGAUGUCAUCUCUAUUAUUCCUUCAGAGCUUGUUCAGAAAAUAUCACCUUCUCCUCUUCAGUCUUAUGGACUAUUCAACAUGCUUCGCCUUUGGCGUCUUCGAAGAGUUAGCGCUUUGUUUUCUAAGCUUGAGAAGGACAGAAACUAUAACUAUUUUUGGGUUCGGUGUGCUAAGCUCAUUGCAGUUACCCUCUUUGCUGUUCAUUGUGCUGCAUGUUUCUAUUAUCUUAUUGCUGCACGUUAUCAUGAUCCCAAAAAGACAUGGAUUGGGGCAACGAUGGAUAAUUUCCUUCAACAUAGCUUGUGGUCAAGAUAUGUGACAUCAAUUUAUUGGUCUAUUACUACCUUAACAACGGUUGGUUAUGGAGAUUUGCAUCCAGUGAAUUCAAGGGAGAUGAUCUUUGACAUCUUUUACAUGCUCUUUAAUCUGGGGUUAACUGCAUAUCUGAUUGGUAACAUGACCAACUUGGUCGUCCAUGGCACAAGUCGUACCAGAAAAUUUAGGGAUACAAUACAAGCUGCAUCAAAUUUCGCCCAUAGGAACCAAUUGCCUCCUCGUCUGCAAGACCAAAUGCUUGCUCACUUAUGUUUGAAGUAUAGGACAGACUCAGAAGGGUUGCAGCAGCAAGAGACACUUGAUUCUCUUCCUAAAGCCAUCAGAUCGAGCAUUUCACAUUAUCUUUUCUAUUCUCUCGUUGAUAAGGUCUACUUGUUUCGUGGGGUUUCAAAUGACUUGCUCUUUCAAUUGGUGUCAGAGAUGAAAGCUGAAUAUUUUCCACCCAAAGAAGAUGUUAUCUUGCAAAACGAAGCCCCCACUGAUUUUUAUAUUCUAGUCACUGGUGCCGUGGACCUACUAGUUCUUAAAAAUGGGGUUGAACAGGUUGUUGGAGAGGCCAAAACUGGUGAUCUCUGUGGUGAGAUUGGUGUGCUUUGUUAUAAGCCACAGCUUUUCACAGUUCGAACGAAGCGUUUGAGCCAGUUGCUGAGGCUAAACCGUACAGUGUUCUUGAAUAUUGUUAAGGCCAACUUAGGAGACGGAACCAUAAUCAUGAAUAAUCUCCUUCAGCAUUUGAAAGAGCUCAACGAUCCAAUCAUGGAGGGAGUUUUGGUGGAGAUUGAGAACAUGAUAGCUCGUGGUAGGAUGGACCUACCAGUAAGUGUAUGCUUUGCGGCAGCAAGAGGAGAAGACUUGUUGCUACAAUUGCUGAAGAAGGGCAUGGAUCCAAAUGAAUCCGACAACAAUCGAAGGACAGCUUUGCAUAUGGCGGCAUCUCAAGGAAAAGAGAACUGUGUUUCGCUUCUGUUAGAUUAUGGGGCGGAUCCCAACAUUAGAGAUUUGGAUGGUAAUGUGGCACUGUGGGAGGCUAUGGCAGGAGGACAUGAGUCAGUGAGCAAGUUGUUAGCAGAAAAUGGAGCUAACUUGCAGUACGGGGAUGUGGGUCAGUUUGCAUGCAGUGCCGCUGAACAAAACAGUCUCAACUUGCUGAAGGAAAUAGUGCGGUAUGGGGGAGAUAUCACGCUUCCAAAUAGCAACACUGGGACCACAGCUUUGCACGUUGCUGUCUCUGAAGGCAAUGUUGAGAUUGUCAAGUUCCUUUUGGAUCACGGGGCAAGUAUCGACAAGCCAGACAAGCAUGGUUGGACCCCAAGAAAUCUAGCAGAUCAGCAGUCACAAAGUGAAAUCAUUUCCAUUUUUCAAUCCACUGGGGCUGGGGCUGGGGCUGGGGCUGGGGACCCUUGGCUUCACUCUUCAUCACUUCCUAUUCCCGAUAAGCAGAGUAAGAUGAGGUACCUUGGAAGGUUCACAAGUGAGCCAACCAUGCCUCUGCCCCUUGAUGCCUCGUUUCAUGCAACUGAUGCCUCUUGGAGCCAAAGCCGUCCAAGGCGUAGGAGCAACAAUUACCAUAACUCCCUCUUUGGGAUAAUGUCAGCAGCACACAACGGGGAGAAGGACCUGCUUUUGUCUCUUGACAUGAAUACCAAUGCCAGGAGUGGUCUCAAGAGUCGAGUUGGAGGAACCAGAGUGGUAGUUAGUUGCCCUGAAACGGGUGAGGAUGUUGGCAAGCUUGUUUUACUACCUCCAACCUUUCAAGAGCUGCUUCAGAUUGGAGCCAACAAAUUUGGUAUCCGUCCUGCCAAGGUUGUGCUCAAAGAUGGAUAUCAGGUUGAAGAUAUAGAUGUCAUUAGAGAUGGUGACCAUCUUGUUUUUGUAGGUCAUAGUGGGGUACUAUAAUCCAAUUCUAAUCAACGUUUUUACUUUUAACUUCUUCUUUUUCUUUCUGGUUUCAUCUGUUCUCUCAAUUGUAAAUCUUUAGCAGGAAAGCUUUGUUAGAAUGCGAAAUAAAAUAUUUUAGUCUAA